Pseudopipra pipra is the source of this 3178-nucleotide messenger RNA. Its product is annotated as olfactory receptor 6F1. Bases 103 to 1047 code for a protein of 314 amino acids. The transcript has a single exon. Gene Ontology annotation, biological process: G protein-coupled receptor signaling pathway. Gene Ontology annotation, molecular function: olfactory receptor activity; G protein-coupled receptor activity. Gene Ontology annotation, cellular component: membrane. NCBI's taxonomy places the organism in Eukaryota, Metazoa, Chordata, Aves, Passeriformes, Pipridae. The record is from RefSeq and is a predicted model, not a curated record.
AUACUGUGAAUUUUCAGGGAUGGUGGUUUUGUUUCAUUACCAGUAGCAUCUGAAGAGCCAGCACAGGCAAGCAAACUCAGAGAAACUUUUCUUUCUUUGCAGAUGGACCUCAACAGAUGGAAGGACAUGGCAAAUGGGACAAAUGUGGAAGAAUUUGUCCUUCUUGGCUUCCCAGGCACGUGGCAUUCCCGAGUGUCCCUUGUGGUGGUGUUUACACUGAUGUACUCCCUGACAGUAAUAGGCAACGCAUCCAUCAUAGGUCUCGUGUGGAUGAGCAGCAACCUACACACCCCAAUGUACUUUUUCCUCAGCAAUCUCUCCUUUCUGGAGAUCUGGUACACUACGGGUGUUGUUCCCAAAGCCAUAGGAGUCAUGCUGGGGACUAGCCAGACCAUUUCCUUCAGGGUCUGCAUCCUCCAGUUGUUCUUUAUUCUCUCUCUAGGUGCCACUGAGUGUUUUCUACUGUCUGUCAUGGCCUAUGACCGCUACUUAGCCAUAUGCUACCCCUUGAGAUACAGCUCCCUCAUGAACAGUGGCCUCUCCACUUGGCUGGUGCUCAGCUCCUGGCUGGGAGGCUUUCUGGCUGUCUCCCUGCUGGCCUUUCUGACAUCCAGGCUGACUUUCUGUGGACCAGAUGUCAUCAAUCAUUUUCUCUGUGAUAUAGAUUCCUGCCUUGCCCUCUCCUGCAGUGAUACAUGGCCCGUGGAGCUGGCAACGUUCCUUGUCUCCAUAAUCGUUGUGGUGGCUUCCUGUGUAGUCACCCUGGUCUCCUACAUGUACAUCAUCUCUUCUAUCCUGAGGAUCCAGUCAGUCCAUGGCCGGAAAAAGGCCUUUUCCACCUGCUCUGCCCAUCUCAGUGUCGUCACCAUCUGGUUUGGCUCCACCAUGUUCCUCUACGUCAAACCAUCAGCCCAGAAUUCCCUGGAUCUGAACAAACUCGUGAAUACCUUUAACACGGUGGUAACUCCUUUGUUAAACCCCUUCAUUUACACACUCAGAAACAAAGAAGUGAAGCAAGCUCUGGGACGGGCUUUCCAGAAGAAGUGAAGUGGCUUUUCAAAAGGCCCCAGUGUGAGCAAACAGAUUGAUCCCUUCCCUCCCCUGACUUCUGCUCUGCAGAGGAUCCUCACAGAGUGUGUGUGUGUGGGCACCCCAGGCAGUGAGAAGCCUCCAGUUCCCCAGCUUAUCUCACUCACAGCCAGCUCAAGUUGGGCCGAGCCUCAAUUCUACGGCUCCCACCACCCUCUGUUCCUUCUGAGGUGAAUCCAGCAUGCAUCCCAGUGCUUUAAAGAGCAGUGCUUGGAAAGGGUCACAAGCCCCAUCAAUAAGCUAACAGAGCUGGAGGAGUGGUCCUAUCACAGGUUUCCAUUCUAGUUUGCCAAGUGCUUCAUCUUGUCAGGGUUUGUCUGAAUCCCCUAAAGAAAUCCCAGCAACUGGCUAACUGUUUAGGAAAUAGAUGUGUUUCUCCAUUUAGUCUGAUGUUUUCUGGAUGUAUCUAUGCCCCAUUCUUGUGGCUAUUUCAUUGAAUCAUACUCUGAUUCAAGAUAAAAUUUGACAAUGUCUAAUAUUUCUACCUGCAGUCACUAUUCCUAGCAUAAGACUGUAAACAAAUUUUACAUAAUUCCUCUUCUUUCCUCUCCUUAAUAUCUGAAUCUACUCUUUUAAUUUUAAUUAAAAAUAUGCAAAAUAGUGUGCUUCACACUGGAUGAGUCAGAUCAUUUCCACAUCUAAAACCCACAUCAUUUUUAACAGCCCAUUUUGGUCUUUGUUGUGGAAAAACUGUAAUGUCACGGCAAAGUGCUCAGACUGCAGAGCUUUGGAAGGCUGGCUGGGAAGCAAGUCUCCCUUCACACUCAAUGGGAGGAUAUUAGCACUUCCAAAGGCCACUUGCUUUUUCCCUCCCAAUUUUCAUUUCAGAACAGAUUAGUCAUGUUCUCAAAGCUUUUCUUUCUGCACACUGACCGUGAAGAGUCCAUGCGGCCACUUCAUAAAGAGGAGGCAUCAGCAUGACAGACAUGCCUUUAUGGAGAGUGUGGGAUUGAUUUCACCUGAGUGUGGAGCUCCCCAGCUGAGAUGAUUGAGUCUGAACUGAACAUCUACUCCUUCUAGAAGCAAAGGCACUUCUAGGGAGACUCACCAACCUCCUGGAUCCACCUGGGCACUUGGCUCUUCAGCCUGCAUCCAGGCCCAGGCACCACUGCCCAAGGACAGGCUGAGUCCCACCCUUGUCAGCUGUGCUCUCUUUCCCAGUGGCAUUUGGGAAAAUCCCUGGCACAGCCCACUGAGGCUGCAGAAAAAGCCUGAGAUUGGAUUUAUCCUCAGGUGGACAUCACUGCUUGUCAUUCUUGCCUGGGAAUGAUGCAGUUUGGGGAGAAUUGUGUCUGUGGAGUGUUGAAGGCCUCUGCAGCCCUGGAGAGCAACAAAAAGCUAGAGCUGGAAUGUCCAAGAAAUCCGAGACACAGCAGAGUGCAGGAUACUGAGAGAUGCUGUGAAUUCCUCAUCAGCACUGCCUGAAGCUCUCUGAGAUAAACAGAGGCAUGCAAAGCCUCAAAGAGGGCUGUCAGAGCAGAUCUACAUCACCUGGGAGAGGCAGACCACCCUGGAAGAGAAGUAGGAAAACAAACAAGUACCCCUAGGUUUCUCAAGUGAAGUGGAUGAUGUUUCAUGUGCAACAGACUCCAAUUCAAAGAGUGGGAUCCACCUGGAAAGCCAGCACCCCUAAGCUGAGCUUCCAUAAGCAAUGCUGUUACCUGAGAAUGUGUUCCCAGAACCCUUCCUUUCGCUCAUGGGAGGAAGAAAGAUCACUGAGAUAUGCUUACCAGCUGUUGGACAGAAAAACUAGCAUGGACUCAGGAACAUAGGAGCUCCCUCCAGCUCUGGGGAUUUCCCUGAGAAGAAGAAAAUACAUGAAAAAGAGUGAGACCUCUCUCUGGCAGUGGAUGAGUGCAGGAAGAAUGUUGUCCAGAGCCUGGCUGGUGACUGUUUUCCACUUGCUGAUGCAGGGCAAGGAAGGGCUCUUCACUUCUUGGGCUACUGUGACCACAUGGCAAAACCAUAAAAGCAAAGGCCUACCAAAGGCUGCAUUCCUCAUCUGUGGCCAUCAGUGGAGGCCCAUGGAAAGGGAACAGGAAGAAGAGCUGUAGGUUACUUGCCCUGAGUACUCCAGUUUACUACCUAU